Molecule: messenger RNA, 759 nt
Organism: Lachancea fermentati
Lineage: Eukaryota; Fungi; Ascomycota; Saccharomycetes; Saccharomycetales; Saccharomycetaceae
Source: the annotation of a GenBank genome assembly
AUGUCCGACGCCAAAGCUCUUAGAAUCCUGUUCAAGUCGCCCGUGACCGACGACAUGAUCCGGUACUUGACCAACACAACGCUCAAGGUGAUUCCCUGCGCAAAGGACGCAUACCCUUCGCCGCCCUCGAGUCCACGCAGCCCACGCAGCCCACGCAGCCCGCAUAGUCCCCGCAGUGCGGACAAGACAUCGGCCAGGUCUCUGCCCUCGCUCAUGACGUUCAUUUCGCGGCUGGUCCGCUACACGAACGUGUACACAUCUACUCUGCUCACGGCCGCAUGCUAUCUGGACAAACUCAAGCGGAUUUUGCCCCGCGACGCACACGGGCUUCCGUCGACCAGCCACCGCAUUUUCCUGGCGUGUCUGAUUCUCAGUGCCAAGUGUCACAACGACUCGUCGCCCCAGAACAAGCACUGGGCCGAGUACACAGACGGGCUGUUCUCGUUGGAGGACGUGAACCUGAUGGAACGCCAGCUGCUGCAGCUGUUCAACUGGGACGUGCGCGUGUGCGACGAGGACCUGUACAACGCGCUGGAGAUGCUGCUGACGCCCAUCAAGCACGACCUUGUGCGCUCGCGCAAGGUGUUUUCGCGCAACUACUACCACCAGCGCAACAUGAGCGCAUGCUCGAGCACGAGCACGCUGGUGAGCAUGUCGAGCUCGGCCUCGGUGAUGUCGCUGCCCAAGCUGCCUAGCGUGGCUUCGCACUACGACACGCUCUACGCGCACUCAGAAAGCGCCGCUACAAACAUGGUAUAG